GCCAGGAAGUUUUGAGUGUACGUGUGAAAUAUAAAUUAAAGUAUCAUGACACUAAGUUGCCGACCGAAAUAAAUGAGACAGAUGGAUAUCAUAGACAAUGUUAUGCUAGUUUUACAGCGUUAAUGGCAAAAUACCGUAAUUUAUCAUCAGAAUUAAAUUUAGCCAGUGACUCCAGUUCACCUACAAGCUUAAACCGUGAAACCGCAUGUGCAGUUGUUCGUUCAAGUUCAAAUAUUUUGGAAGACAUUGAUCAAAGUUCAAAUUGUUCGAGCAUAUCAGCUCAUUCUCAACCAAAUUUGAAUAGCGAGACAUUAUCAGAAGAUGCAACUCUGAGUUUAGAUAGUCAGAGAAUGUUAGGAGAUGUUUCAGUUCCGGAUCCAGCUUCCAGCUCAACUUGUGAUUCAAGUAUUAAUGAAAAUACAGCUAACAACGAAACUUUUGACACUACUGCAGAAGAUAUUGGAACAGGUCGACAACUAAAAAAUGUCUGUUAUUUUUGUGAUAAAGAUCGUAAGCAGAAUAAGGGUAAACAACAAAGUCUUCACCACUCAAACGAUGCAAAACUUUAUGAUAAAAUUAUUAUGUGGAUGGAAAAACUCAGUAAUGAACAGUUGUUACAGAAAAUUAACAAUUUCAAAUCUACAAAUAGAACUAUUUUUUAUCACCAUUCCUGUGAAUUAGCUUGUGAAGAACACGAAGAAGCUGAUUCUCGCAUUAUUUAUCAUAUAUGUCAAAUUGAUUUCGAUGCCGACGUUGUUAUACGCUGUUCUGACUCCGAUAUUUUAAUUAUAUUACUGGGUAAUAUGGAUCACCUCAAUGCAUUUUUGAAGAUUUGGAUUAACAUCGGUGUAGGCAAUCAUCAGCGAUACGUAAACGUUAAUGAAUUAUACCGAAUCCUUGGUGAUUCUCUAUCAAAAGCUUUACCAUGCUUCCACGCAAUCACGGGGUGCGAUUACACGCCAGCAUUCUUUAGAAAAGGUAAAGUUAGACCUUUUAAAAUUUUGGAACAAUCUAAAGAAUAUCAAUCAGCGUUUGGAAACAUAACUACGGAUAACGAAGAUUUACUUGACAGUACUUUUGUAAUCCUUGAGAAGUUUGUUUGUCAAAUGUAUGGAGUUAAAAAUUCUUCAGAUGUGAAUAGUGUUCGAUUUCAUUUAUUCUCAAAUACUUUUCAAUCAAAAAAAUCCGAUGAAAAUUUUGAGAAGAAAUUUCGAAACUUUGACUCAUCGAGUUUGCCACCCUGUAAAGCGGAAUUGCAACAGCAUUUAUUGAGAGUGCGCUACGUGACUAAACUUUGGAGGAAUGCUCACUUGAAACAUCCAACUUCUUUAUCUCCAGUUGCUUCCGGUUGGACCAUCAAAGAUAAUAAAUAUGAUUUUGUCUGGUUCCUGGGAGAGCAGUUACCAUCAUCAAUUGCUGAUAUUAUUAUUCAAAAUGAGAGAGUUUUAAGAAAUGAUGACAAUGACCAAGACGAUGAUUUCAAUACUUCUAGCAAUGAGAGCGACGAUGAUGACGAUUGUGAAGAUGCAUCCUUCGUUUGUAAUACGAUUAUGGAAUGAAAUAUUUAAAAACUAAAGAAGAAUUCUUAAUAUUUUUAAUUUGUUAUUUAUGUGUGUUACCUGAGCAUUAUAAAUAAAAAAUUUAAUUUUUAAACCUUCAAUAAUGCAUUUUAAUUUUUUCGUUUUUGAC
This is a messenger RNA of Acanthoscelides obtectus, 1689 nucleotides long. Lineage: Eukaryota; Metazoa; Arthropoda; Insecta; Coleoptera; Chrysomelidae. The record is from the annotation of a GenBank genome assembly.